AGUUCUCCAAGCCAGAGCUCACUGACUAGGACGAUUCUCGCCUCUUCCCCAGCGUCUUCCCCAGACCCCUCAAGUUGGCUGACCUUUUGCUAGCUAGAGAGCAAGAGAGGGGUUGCAGAUAUCUUGAGGGACACGGUGGUAGCAGAAUUUGGGCAUCUAGGAGCUUGUCCCCACUGUGCAAGGUGAGGCUGGAUAGGGCCCCUUGAUUGGGUAUUGUCCCAGCCCACAUCCUUCCCAGUUUCCCCCUAUUUCCAGCAGCCAUAGCUGGCCUGCUGUGAGGGACUGGGCAGCCCACUGGGGCAGAGAAGUGACCCGCCCAGGGCUUGAAUGAACCAAAAUACAAAACCUCUCAAGGCUGCCCGUGGCCUAUGGGCUGAGCUGGAGUUUGAUUUCGCGCCAAACAGAAAUGAACACUAUUAGCGAGGUUUCGGGAGAGUCUGUGAUUGAACGCUCCCAGACAAGGCUUCCCUUUGUUAGCAAAAGAAAAUAAAGCGCGCAUUCACAUUCCCCAAGUUGAGGUGCGUGAGGAGCUCUCGGAGCAGAGCAGGCUCCCGCGGCAAAGCCCCUUCCACCUUCCCAUCUCGCUCCGCCUCGUCCAUUUUCUUCCCCCUUCCCCCUGCCCGCCCCCUAUAUAAAGAAAGAAAAGGAAGAGUGUGGGUGCGGAGAUGGAGUAUGUAUUUAUUUUACAAAAAUAAAUCACCAUCUUCAGGCCAUUUGUAGACGGGAACCUUUCGAGCAAUGAGUGUGCCGCAUGGACGAAUGCCCUGGCGACUCCUCCGUGUCCGCGUCACCCCGGGGGCCACCCUGGCGCCCGGAACGGCCGCGCUUCCAACUCCGGUCCUCCGACUCCCUUCCUUCGCAGCCACCGUUCACCCUCUGCUGUUUAUUUAUCCGCAGAGCGCCCGGACACCGGAAAAGGCGACUCCCUGAGCGCUCCGGAGUUGGAGACAAUUCGGGGUUCAGUCUUAAAUAUCUUUGGAGGUCUGCGCGGGGCAGCCAUUGGCGGCGGAGCGUCACGUGACCGCGGGGGCGUGCCAAUGUGCGCCCUCACGGGAGUCAAGCCCCUGUCAGAGUGUGUGAUCAAGAUCGUGAAACAACGCGAUGCAAAAAGCGACCUACUACGACAGCUCCGCGCUCUACGGUGGCUACCCCUACCAGGCAGCCAACGGGUUCGCUUAUAAUGCCAGCCAGCAGCCAUACUCGGCGUCCGCAGCUCUGGGCGCGGAGGGCGAGUACCACCGACCCGCCUGUUCACUCCAAUCACCCGCCAGCGCUGGGGGCCACCCCAAGGCGCACGAGCUGAGUGAGGCAUGUCUGCACACCUUGAGCGGGCCGCCCAGCCAGCCCCCAGGCCUGGGCGAGUCACCCCUGGCCCCGCCACCGCCCCAGGCUGCGCCCCCUGCCCCUCAGCAGCCUCAACCACCUCAGCAGCCCCCUGCGCCAGCUCCUGCCGCGCCCCCAGCCCCAUCUUCAGUCUCCCCACCUCAGAAUGCCAGCAGCAACCCCACCCCUGCCAGUGCGGCCAAGAGCCCCCUACUCAACUCGCCCACCGUGGCCAAACAGAUCUUCCCCUGGAUGAAGGAGUCUCGGCAGAACACAAAGCAGAAAACCAGCGGCUCCAGCUCAGGGGAGAGCUGCGCAGGCGACAAGAGUCCGCCUGGGCAGGCGUCUUCCAAGCGGGCACGCACGGCCUACACCAGCGCGCAGCUGGUGGAGCUGGAGAAGGAGUUCCACUUCAACCGCUACCUGUGCCGGCCACGCCGCGUGGAGAUGGCCAACCUGCUGAAUCUCACCGAGCGCCAGAUCAAGAUCUGGUUCCAGAAUCGCCGCAUGAAGUACAAGAAGGAUCAGAAGGGCAAGGGCAUGCUGACGUCAUCAGGGGGCCAGUCCCCAAGUCGCAGCCCAGUGCCUCCAGGCGCUGGCGGCUAUCUGAACUCUAUGCAUUCGCUGGUCAACAGUGUCCCCUACGAGCCCCAGUCGCCCCCGCCUUUCUCCAAGCCCCCCCAAGGCACCUAUGGGCUGCCCCCUGCCUCCUACCCCGCACCUCUGCCCAGCUGCGCGCCCCCGCCGCCCCCACAGAAGCGCUACCCAGCUGCAGGGGCAGGCGCAGGGGGCACACCCGACUAUGACCCGCACGGGCAUGGCCUCCAGGGCAACAGCAGCUAUGGGACCCCACACUUACAGGGAAGCCCCGUCUUCGUGGGGGGCAGCUAUGUGGAGCCCAUGAGCAACUCUGGGCCGGCCCUCUUUGGCCUAACUCACCUCCCCCACGCUGCUUCGGCUGCCAUGGACUACGGGGGUGCUGGGCCGCUGGGCAGCGGCCACCAUCAUGGGCCUGGGCCAGGGGAGCCGCACCCCACCUACACGGACCUUACCGCCCACCAUCCUUCUCAGGGAAGAAUUCAGGAAGCCCCCAAGCUCACCCACCUGUGAUGGUGGACUCGGGGCUGCGCGCCAGGAGAGUCCCCCGCCCCCCCACACCUUUCUUCUUCGUUUGCUUUUUUUGUUUUGUCUUAAGGUUCUCUCCCUGCACCUCCCUUUUCUCUCUCUUCCACCCCUUUCCAUCCCCUCCCCCCGUUUUGUUUUCUUUGGUAACGCGUUUUUAUAGUUUAUGUGACGUAGCAAUCUUGGUUGCUGGAAUGGCUGUCAGUAUCAGUAGCGAUAUUUAUCUCCUCCCGACCCAGUUCGGCCGCUGGCCCGCACCCUUUACCUUCUCUACUCUUUGAUCAGAAACAGGGUAUAUGAACAAAUUUUCUAGCCGAGUUCUUCAAUGUGAAUUUGUUCGUACAUUGUGGCUCCCGAGGGGAAGCAAUUACUUUUUUUUUAAUUUUAGUUUUUUUAUUGCACUUCUUGUAAAGAGCGAGAAAAAAAUCAAAGGCGCUUUGAAACAGGGGCUCCCUGUGUGAGGAUGACUAAGUGUACGUCUUUCCGUGUGUGUAUGCUGGUGAACAGUCAGAUUUAUUUAUAUUUUUUUUGCAAGCAUUGAAUAAUCUAAGUUUUAAAUAUUAUUUAUCCCCAUCCGUUCGUAUUUAUAUUAAAGAAAUUCUGUACCCUGGUUGUUCAGAAGGUUUCUUGGGCCUUUUGUUCAAUGGUGUAUUGGCGUACAUAGGAAAUUUUUUAUUUGAAAGGGAAAUGUAAUUUCUUUAUUAAAAAAAAAAGGUAAUGAUGCAAUAAUACCAGAGAGGAUCCAGCUUUCGAAAACAGUGAUUUAAGUUUGUAACAUCCGGCGAAACUGAAGAGAACAAUCUGUAAACGCGAAAAAUGCUAGAUUUGUUUGGAGAGUUCUACAUUCCUUGCUGCUCACACUCUGAGAAACAAAACAAAAAAAUAAAUAAAAGUUUUUAUUCUGAAUAAUAUCCGCGUUCGGAAGGGGUUCUUUGGCCGAAGAUGGGGUUCCUCGUGGAACCGAGGCGGAGGCGACGGCCAGGCAGGCCGAGGCCUCCCUGCAGCUCGGCGGGGGCCUGGCGGGGCCUGGCCCGGGAGCCCGGCGAACGCUAGGGCGGCUGCAGCCGCGGAGACGCCGGCGACGCCGAGGGCCAGCCCGCUGCGCUGCCUGGUUCCCAGCUGCCGCGGAGCCCGGGGCGGGCGCGGGGGCUGCGGAGAGGCGAGUGCGGGAGAAACAAAGGCAGCCGACCCGGCGCGGCGGGGGGCGCACAGGUGUCGGGCAGCCCCGCCAGGGACCAGGCGGGCUGCCUUCCUGUCCCCGACCAUCCUCCGGCCAGAGCGGACCAGCCAACGCCUUAACCUGGGAAAUCGCCAGCCGCAGAGGGUGUCGAGCACUUUCGGGGAGCAACCGGACUCUCCGCGGAUGCUUCGCGGUCCUUUAUCCGGCGGAGGGAGAAAAGAAGCGCUUCUAAAAUGGCCAUGGGGAGCGAGGCGGCUCGGAAGAGACUGAGAGGCUCACCCAGUCUCCAUCACCAGAAGGGCUGGGCCCUUCCCUGGACUCCUGCAGCCCCAGCAUCGGCUUCCUCUCGGAAUUAAGGAUUUGGCAUUCCCUGGAUUUAUUUCCUCUCCUUCUUCCCUCCUCGCUUUUUUUUUUCUGGCCUCAGGGGGAGGGGGGAGAGAGAAAGGAGAUUAAUAUCUUUCUAAUAAAAAUGCAUUUUUAAAAGAACUUCUUUCAUUUGAUGCUACAGGAGCUAAGCAUUACAUUUCUAUUCCUGGGCUGCCUACUGGCUGGCUGGAAAGGCAGAGACAAGCGCAGGAAAGGGAAGCGUUUUCAUCUUCAGAUUAAAGAAUUGCUCAGAGAAGGAACCAAAUUCAGAAAGUGCAAACCUCAGAACUGCAUCCCCAUCAGCAUCCCACCUCCAAGCUGGAAGCCAGGAACCACCUGCGUCUGGGGAUCAGGAGCAUCUGCUGUGAGAAAUAAAUCCCCCUUCUCGUUGGAUUCUAUGUUUCUGAGGCAGAGGUGGGAGGUGUCGCCAUUUUGUUUGCAUCCAAAAUAUCCAUCUUCUGGCCUCUAUCUCCCCCUCAGAAGCUCACUCAGAUGGUCCGUAGAAUCAGGCACUGGAGCCAUGGCUGGGCCUGCAGGAGCUGCUUUUAGGAAACCGCCUCACGGUUUUUUAAGAAAAAGAAAAGGGUUCGGAAGAUGCAAACCUGGGCAGCUGUAAAGAUCUGGUUGUUUCUCUCACAGCCAGAGGUGCUUUCCCCACAUCUGUCCUGAGGUGCUUUCUAAAGAGUUUAUGGAAGAAGUGGAUUAGCACCCACCUCACACCGACCUCCCUGCUGAAAUAUGGCAAAUCUCAGAAACAUGGAGGCUGGAAAAGCAGUCUUUGUGAGGACUGGAGCUGCCGCCCUUCUGGUUGUUCAUAUCUAAGCUAAGCGGGAUGAACAGCUGCAAGAGUCCUCUUUUAAAUAAUAAUUUAAGAGAAGUGCAUACAAUUAAAAUUACCUGGGAAAAUAAGGAACAGUGUGGAGAGGAGAUGGGGAGGGAGAAGGAGAGGAAGAGAGAGAGCAAGAGUGAGAGAGAGAGAGAGAGAGAUCCUCAGAGAGGAAUAGUGUUCUGAGAUACCACCAUUGGAACCCAUUUCUAAAAUCUACUCUUUAGCUGAGGGAGGACUGGUUUGGAGGCUUCCUCCUCCCUCCAGGGCAGAGAUUUUUAAAUGAGUCUCCAAUAUGAUUUUCCACAUCUUGCCAGAGACAUUCAUUGUGGCUUUCAAAGAAAAAAUAUCGAUCUCACCCUUAGCUUCCUAGAUAUUAAAAAGAAAUCCUUAUUAAAAUAUCUCCUGAGUUAAAGUAAUAGAUUUGGAGAAGAUUCUUGUGUUGAAUGGCCAGAGAAAAGGGUUUUCUUCCAGAUGGUAUUUGAAUUAAGGCCGCUGAGGCAGCAGAAACCUCUCACCCACGCAGCCCCUGACAAAGCCUCGGUGAUGUGGGAGCAGCUACGCUCCCUCUUGGAGCUCCCCCUCCCCUUAAGUCCUCAAUAUUUUCUGGUAAAAGCAAAUGCCAAAAGCUGCCACCCCAGAGUCCGAAAAGCACUUUCCUAAAAGCAGCCUUAUAACUCCUUCCGCUGCCAAAAAAUAUCUUUUAAAAGACUAGUUUUCCUUGUUUACUUGCGUUUCCUGCUCUCCUCUUUGCUGGGCCACAUUUGAUCUUGGAAAGAGCUCGAAGCUGAAAUGUGUUCUUAAGGGCCAGAAGCUGUCAAGGCUUUUGGUGAGCAAGAUUGAUCGCACCCAGACUUCCUUCAGAGCUUUGUUUGGAAUAAAAGCAAGAAAACUGAAAAACCUCACAUUUUCCAACAUAGCAACUCUAUCUGUAAGGCAAUGCUCUGGGCUAGUCAACGAUGGAGGGCACUUUAUAUCAAUUUCCAACCCAAACCCCCUUUGAUGCGGCCUCAGAGAUGGAAUCCUCUCCCUGCGCCUCGCUCGGCCCUGCUUGUUUCCUACAUCGAGUUUUCUCUCCCGCCAACCUCUCUCUCCCCAGCCAUCAGAAUGAUUUAUUUUCCUGCCACUGGUGCCUGCUGGCCUGGGGGAGCCUGAUCACUGGGUCCAUUUCAAAGGAAGCGAAGGCGAAUCCUCCUCCUCAGGGUUUGGGGGAAAAGAGAUACCCUCCAGUUUCUCUCAGCCUCCUCCCUUCUUUCUGGCUUGGUGGAUUUCUAAAAAGUUAUUGUUUGGUACCUAAGGGUGUUGUCUUUUGAACCCUCCAGCACAGUCCAAGAUACGCUCAGUCUCACAUCUCCGAAUUGGGGGGUGGGGGGGGAGAGAGAAUGAACAGAGAAAGAGAACCUGUAUAAUUCUUCCUUGGGUCGCCCUGUCUCACCUGCGGUGCUGUUUCCCACAACAGAGCCCGAGUGCAAACAUCCCUGGUGGCCAAGGAGUGGGAGACAAUUCGGGCUGCUAGAGCACUCACUGCUUCUGAACCAACAAGCUCCCAAUCAGAGCGCCAAGGAGACGAAGGGAAGGAGAAGAAAGGAAAGAAAGAAAGAAAGAAAGAAAGAAAGAAAGAAAGAAAGAAAGAAAGAAAGAAAGAAAGAAAGAAAGAAAGAAAAGGAACAAUCACCUUCUCCCUCGCUGCUGCUAACUUCCCACAGACUUCCUGGAAAUACUCACCGCGCCCGAGCCCUAUGGGUAUGAAACCCAGAAUGCCAGGAGCCGCACACCACUGCGCUGCUCUGCGCUGCUCUGCGCUGCUCGGGGCAGCAUUUCCUUGGCUGGCCGCCGCCCUGGCUACAGGGAUUUGAACACAUGGACCUGGGGUUGUUGUCUCGCUUGGCACAUGCAUCUAUCUCUCGAGCCACUCCUGAAAAGUUGAUGGCGCAGGAAGCUCGGAGAGCAGGCUCGCGUUUUCCGCUUCCCCUGGAGCCAGACGCAAAGCUGCCGCGGAAAAGCCAGCUAACAAUGGGCCGGGUCGGGUCUGGGGGCGCGGGACUCCGAGCUGGGCUUUUGGAGGGGGGCGAGGGCCUGCGAGGGUGG
Molecule: messenger RNA, 6905 nt
Organism: Myotis myotis
Lineage: Eukaryota; Metazoa; Chordata; Mammalia; Chiroptera; Vespertilionidae
Gene: HOXA3
Product: homeobox A3
Exons: 3
Coding region: 1102-2433 (443 amino acids)
Biological process (GO): regulation of transcription by RNA polymerase II
Cellular component (GO): nucleus
Molecular function (GO): DNA-binding transcription factor activity, RNA polymerase II-specific; RNA polymerase II cis-regulatory region sequence-specific DNA binding
Source: RefSeq, a predicted model, not a curated record